Messenger RNA from Myzus persicae (green peach aphid), 1547 nucleotides. Its product is annotated as tetratricopeptide repeat protein 19 homolog, mitochondrial-like. Gene Ontology annotation, molecular function: protein binding. The transcript has 3 exons. The record is from RefSeq and is a predicted model, not a curated record. Lineage: Eukaryota; Metazoa; Arthropoda; Insecta; Hemiptera; Aphididae. Gene Ontology annotation, biological process: mitochondrial respiratory chain complex III assembly. Bases 423 to 1385 code for a protein of 320 amino acids. Gene Ontology annotation, cellular component: mitochondrial inner membrane.
GAACUACGUCUUUAACACGAAUUAAGACCAAAUUAUAAAUAUUAUAUUACAUUAUUUUGCCUUUUUUAUAUGGGUUAAAUAAAUUCUCAUAGAUCGCACCAGCUACGAAUAAAGUAAAGUCGAAACAAUCACUGGCCGUGCCACACACAUACCAGCCACAUCGAUCGGUGUCCAGUCCAGUAAAUUUUAGUCCAUAACAAUAAUGCCGAUAGCUGAUAAAAUAAAUUGUUUAUUGAUAAGGAACGGUGUAACAUCUGCGUAAAUCUAAUAUCUCCUGCCGAAGUCAGUUUAAUACAUGAGUAUAUUUGACAGAAAUUAUUAAUAACAAAUAAGUACCUAUUAGAAAAUGAAAAUCUGUAAUUUAAUGUCAAGCUUUUGACUUUAAGCCUUUUUUUAAUUUUUUUUAAAUAAAAACUUUAAUUAUGUCUCUUUUAUUCAAUGCUGGACAAAGAGUACUAACUUCUAUAAGAUACGUUUUGUCAAAUCGUACAAAUGCAGCAAAAACCAUUAUCUUUGGAUUUUCAAUCCUUGGUUUCAUUGGAUUUGAAGAUAGUGAAACAGAUAGUCAAGUAAUCGAUAUAAUUGAAAAAGGACUAUUGUAUUUAAAAAAUGAUGAUUAUAAUGCUUUUGAAAAAACAUUACAUAAGGCUCUCAAAAUGGCCAAUGAUUUAAAAAAUGUUGCUGGUAUUACACAUGUAUAUGAUGUAUUAGCAAAUGGAGCAUUUAUGAAUAAAGAAUAUGAAAAGGCGAAACAUCUAUUUAUCAAAGUUAUUAAUCGGUUACUUGAGCAAGGAGGUCAAUAUUAUGAUCUUAAUGUUCUAUACACAAGUCUUAAGAUUUCUAAAAUUCAUGAACUUCAAAAAGAUUACAAAAAUUCUGAAAAUGGUUAUAUAUAUUGUUCACAACAUUUGGAAGACAAGAUUAAAAUGCAUCCUGAAAACAAAGAUGUUUUAGGUUUAUAUGCUUUGACAUUCGACGCAUUUGGUCGUUAUUUAAUGAACCGAGGACAAUUUAAACAUGCAAUUUCUUAUUUUAGAAAGGCAUAUAAAGCUAGUGUCAAGUUAAAUGGAGAAAUUUUUAAAAUGAAUGUAAUUUUGUUGAAUGAACUGGCAACCUUAUGCUAUGUUCAAGGAAAGUCAAAUAAAGCAAUUCAAUACUUAAGAAAGGCAGAAGAAAUUGGGCGACGUCUUCCUGGGAUGGACAAUUUUUCUAUGAUAUACAUAAAUCUUGGUCACAUCUACUUAGAACAAGGACUGUUAAAAGAAGCAGAAAAAAAUUGUAUGGAAGGAAUGAAAAAUGCUACAAGACAUAAUUAUAACGAAGGCAAAAAAGAAGCAGAAAUUUGUUUAGCUGAAAUAAAAGAUGCUAUGAAGUGUAAGAUUUAGUGAAUUUAUUUUUGUUUUAUAGACCAAUUUUUUAAUAAGUACUUUAUUUCUUUAAAUCUUUAAUUUUAUUUUAUUACUACAAUUUGCUUAAUUUUCUGUUGUAUGUAUGUUAAAAUGGAGUUUUUGUGUACAGGAAUAAAAUUCUUAAGUUAUACUUCUUAA